Molecule: messenger RNA, 4678 nt
Organism: Xyrauchen texanus (razorback sucker)
Lineage: Eukaryota; Metazoa; Chordata; Actinopteri; Cypriniformes; Catostomidae
Gene: fancb
Product: FA complementation group B
Exons: 9
Coding region: 132-2627 (831 amino acids)
Biological process (GO): interstrand cross-link repair; replication-born double-strand break repair via sister chromatid exchange; negative regulation of double-strand break repair via homologous recombination
Cellular component (GO): Fanconi anaemia nuclear complex
Source: RefSeq, a predicted model, not a curated record
AGAAAACGCGCAUGUCUCGUACAGAUGCUAAACAGAUACGAGAGUAAACAAUGUAAACAUCAGAGAUACAGGUUCCAGGUUUCUUUAACCCCCCCAUCUCCAGCACAUCAGUUGUGAAGAAUCCAUCAGAAAUGGCAGCGGAACGGUGCAUCAAAAUGCUUCCAGUUCGAGGAGAUGUGCUGGUUUUCCAGUGCUCAAAAACUCGAGAUCAUCGACGAGGCUCAGAGGUCUCGUUCUGCCGUUUAUCCUUCGACAGGAACUCCCGGAAGUUCUCUGUUAAAGAUCCCAGCAUGAACCCAAUGCACAAGGACAGCUUGGCUGAAACAGACAUCGUUCACUGUUGCUCCGCCGUGGAUGUUCAACAGAUGCAAAAAGUGCCGUGUGUUUUGCUGCGACUGUGCAAGAAAAGGACCUCUGGGUUUAAAUACAUGCUUUACUCCAUAAGCAGUCCCACCGAUGGAAAGCUUCAUGUUGAAUUUGUGUUACUGUACGAGAUGAGGGAUAAUAUUGCAAUAUUGCAAGGCCCCACAUUGGCGUGGUGUCAUGAAAACACCGUCUUCUACGCAUCCUCUCAGACUGGUGGUGUGAAGGAGCUUCCGAUUCCCUUGACUGCGAUAUUUAUUGGUGAACUGCCCCUUCGUAAAAGAAGCCCAGUGGUUCUAGGCACCCAAAGUGCCACUGGCCUGAGUGAACAGUUCAGUGCCACAGAAGCAAGCAACAUACUUUACUUCAUGGAGGAUGGGAGAACGUUUAACGGUGCGUGUCUUGUGCAGAAUGCGUACAGCUCUGUUAUCAGAUGUGUGAAUGUUCUCUCUGUCCAAGAGCACAAUGGGUCUUUGAGAUCAUCUGUACUGGCGGCCACAAGCAUGAAACAGCUGGUUUAUUUUGAGAACGGACUUCCUCGCGAUGUUUGCCCUCUGCCGUGUGAGCAACCUCUGAAAAUUGAGAUGCUUCAUACUCCGAGAAAUGACAGUCUCAUUGUUAUUACCUUCAAUGGGGGUAAUAUUUGUUCUGUGUGGAAAAACACGUUCCAGGUGGCGUGUUGUUGGUCAGGUGUGCAUCUGCUCCUCAUCGAUGACUUCCUGGGAUGCGGGAGUGAUCAGAUACUGUUGGUGUUUGAAGAGCAGUGUUCUUCAGGAGAGCUACUGAGCAACUUUCUCCUCACGGAUCUGUGUGGCAUCACUUACUCUUGUGGAAGAGACGGUGAGGUCCUGAAUACAUCAGACACGGCUCAGGAAAACCAUCUUCUCACGGUGCAAGCCUUAGAGUCCAGACUGCAGAGUGGCCUGAACGUCCUGGAGGAGCUUCAGGGAGACGUGUAUGUGAAGGACAGAGUCUUACAGCAGUCUUUACUGGCUUUAACUGACCUGAUAUCAGGCAGAACACACGUGAUAUCUGCUCCAGAACAGGAGGGUCUUGUGUCUCUGUGGGAUGAUGAUGAUGAUGAUGAUGGAGCGGUUGACGUCUGGGAUGAUCAGAUGCACACUGAAUGUGCUGAAGCUCGAGUGAAGGUGGAUCGAGUUUGGCAGAGAGUCAUCGGGCAGAGUUUGGUGUUUGGUGCCGUUCUGACAACAACAACAACUAAUAACAUGUCUGUAGAGAAUAUAAGCGGUUCAAUCGUAGCAGAACAUAGUGGAUCUGCUCCUGUUGCUGUGAAUAGCAGGAGUAAAACACUUCAGUACCGCACAUCAGAUAUGACUCUCAGUCAUGACCCGUUUGCGGCAAAGAAGAUCAGACAGGCUGAUUGUCCAGAUGAUGAGAUCAUGCCAACUCUUGCCCUGCUCACUGUCACCGAUUUGACUCCUAUAUUGACCUCUGGCAGCGGCAAAUGCUCCCUCAUGCUCCAUUACGGCGGCAAAUCACUCGGACCUUCUUCUGAAGCAUGCGGUCGGGUUUCUCAACACUGCGGGAAAAUCUCCCUGGACAUAAAAGAUGUUUCACUGGGAAAGUUUCAGCCCCGACUGUUAAAAGACUCCAAACUCAACACGGAAGAGGCGAGAGAAGAUCUGCUUAGUCUGAUGGCAGUGUACGACGUGUGGUGGUUCCUCAUUGAGAGCUCUGAUCACACACUGACGGAUGUGCAGCGCUGGUUGCAGGAGUUCCUGCAUGCUGAGCGACUGGAGGUCGAGCCGCAGUAUUCUGCAUGCUUAUCUACAGCCAUGCUCUUUCACUGGCAGCAGAACACGCCUUUUCAGGGAGUGCUGACAGUCCACUGCAGAGACGAGCUGCAGUUGCUGCAGUUCCUGCAUUCGCUCGGUGACUUCCUGCCCGUGUCACAUCACAUACAGCUGCUCAAGACCCCCAGGGCACGCCGAGACGCUCUGGCUCUCACUCAGACUCUGGAGUCAGAGAUACAGACUGUAACUCAGGAGGUGUCGUCUGUACUGCAGUGUGAUGAAGAUAUAAAGAGAGAAGAAACAUCCGCCGCCUCCUCAGAGCAGCUCCAGAGACUGAGAGACGAGUGGCAGAGCGAAAGAGACCGCUACAAUAAAAGACUGCGACCUCUGGUGGACGCCACACGCUACAGCACACUCGUGGAGCGCUUGAUUCACACGCAACUGCGCGGUGAUGAAGUCGCGCUUAUGGAAGCACAGGCGACUGAAGUUCAAGGAAUAGUUCAUCCAUAAAUGAAAAUCUCACUUGUGUCAUUCUAAACUGGUAUGGCUCUCUUACAACUGGGAAACUCAAAAGGAGAUGUUCGGCAGAAUGUCUGGGCAGAUCUUUUCCAUUUAAUAAUAGUAUAUUCAAUAUUGGUUGUAAAUAUUUACCUUCAAUCUCCAAAAAGGACAUAAAAGUAUUAUAUAUGACUCGAGCACUUUAAGUCUUCUGAAGCCGUACGGUAGCGCUCUCAAGCCUCAUUUGCAUCUCAUUAAAUGUCACAAUCACAAUCAGUCGUGUUUUAAAGUAAUAUUUCGGGUUCAAUACAAGUUAAGCUCAAUCGGUAGUAUAUAUGGCAUAAUAUUGAUUACCGAAAAAAUGUUAAAUCUUUAAUAAAAGCACAAAUGUGUUCUAAUGUGGCACUUCCAAUGCAAGUCUAUGGGGUUUAAUCUGUAAACAUUAAAAUACUGUUUCAAAAGUCACAAGACAUAAACAAUAUGUGUGUUAACAUGAUUUUACUGUCACUAAAUCACUCACUGACCACAUCUGUGUGACGAUAUAGAUGAUUUUACAACAUCGUUGCCAUGGCGACGUAAAUCCUAAAAUGACGAUUCAAAUAAUGUUACUGCUCAAAUAACAGAAAAAUGAAUGCAAGUGAUUUUAUAAAAUUAUAAGCGUCACAUUUCUUACUUUAAACCCUCCAAAAAUUGCCGCCAUUGACUUCCAUUGUAAGUGUCCCGCUGGAACACACAGGUGUGCUUUUAUAAAGAAAAUGAGGAACGAGUUGAAAUUUGUUUUUAUGGUUAUCAACAUUAUGCCACAAAUGCUGUCGGCUGAUCUUAAAGGGAUCAUCACAAAGUGUCCCACAACGGUUUGGUUACAAACAUUCUUCAAAAAUAUCUUCCUUUGUGAUCAGCAGAACAAAGACACUUGUUCAGGUUUGGAACAACUUGAGGGUGAGUAAAUGAUGACAUAAUUUUCAUUUUUGGCUGAACUAUCCCUUUAAGUUGUGGUGAACACAGAAUAUUCCUUUAAUGGAAACACAAGCGCAAAUGAGAUUCGAGAGGAAGAUUUUCAGUGACAAACAACUUAAACUAUUGUCUGUUCCUCACCCAAAACUAUCAUAUGAGUUAUAUAUAAUAUAAUAUAUCAUGUUAAGAAUAAGAUAAGAAUAUUGCACACGGUCAAAUUAACUACUUUGUGUACUACUUUAAGGGCACUUUUGUGCUGUUUGGGUCAUGUUUCUAGCUUGACAGCAGUGGUCACUAUAAACGGUUGUUGUAUGGAAAAGAGCUGCGUGAACAAUCUUCAAAAUCUCUCCGUUGGGGUUCCAGGGGAAAAUAACAGCAUAUGAGUGUCAAAUGACAUGAGGCUGAAUAAACAGUGGCACAAGUUCCGAUGUGAAUGUAAUAUCUUGCUGAUAUUAAUAAAGCAGUGCUUGUUACAUUGCCGGCAUCUUUCAGCUUGUCGUCCGGGGAGUGUUUGUGGGUCCAGAUGUCUCACGGUGCUUCACGCCUCUAGUAUCUCUGUGACAUUUCAACAGGAAACUCUAAAGCUGCCCUCAGUCCCAAAACGACUCAUCCAGUCAUAUCUCGCCCUGCAGGUCCUCCUCAGGGGGACACGUGUGUGGUUCAUGUCCUCUGGGACAGUUAUUGCUAUUUGUAGAAAGCUUGUUGUUCACUAUGCAAUAUGUACGUUUCAUCAACAGCGCUUUAUUCAAUGAUUGAAUUAAAUGUGACUAAUCAAAGUUGUGACCUCGUACUAUGUAAUGAGCCAUCAGGGGUAGUUAGUUCAUACAAACUAAUUUUGGGGAAAGUGUUUUUAGUGAACAGGACUUCAUGCAACUGUAUAAUGAAUGACCUUACUUACUUACUUUUCUGCAUUUUUGCUUUUGAAGGGAAGAAAACUCCAGACGUCCCUGUCCCUGUCUAGACUGACGGUCUGGGAAGUAAAAUGGUUUCCAUGGUAACUGCCAGCAGCAAGUACACUUGAAGUGGACGAUUGUUUUGAUUGAGCAUUUUUAAUGGCAGCUCUGUUUGUAUUAACACUAUAAAGCCUGACAUAUUAAAUAAUAGUCAGA